AUGCUGUCACGCCUUCAAUAUUCUAACCAAUUCUCUAGAAUCUCUACACUAAUCAGUCCUACUGAGUUUGGAGGUUUCCUAUUCCUAUUUCCUAUAUAAAUAAACAUAUCAAAGAACAAUUCAAAAAAUAAAAAAUAGUAACACAGUAAGUGUAUAUCCUAUUAUCCUGUGCUUCAAGAUGAAGAAAGCAGAAGUGGUGUUUAUCCCUUUUCCUGGUGUGAGCCAUCUAGUUUCCACCCUUGAAUUCGCGAAGCUUCUAAUCAAUCGUGAUAACCGUCUCCGAGUAACUGUUUUAGUUAUCAAAUUCCCACAUAUAUCAGAAAAUGAUGUCAACACUAAAUCCCUUCCUAUCUCAGAUUCUCUCAACAUCAUCAACCUUCCAGAAGUUUCUCUUCCUCCAAACACCAAUCCAGGUUUCGCUUCCAUGCCUGCUCUCCUCGAAGCUCAGAAACCAAAUGUCAAACAAGCCGUUUCUAACCUCACUACUGGAGGAGGAGAAAAUGGAGUCCUCGCCACCAUCGUUGUUGACAUGUUCUGCACCACCAUGAUUGAUAUUGCCAAAGAAUUUUCAGUUCCUAUGCUCGUCUUCUUCACUUCUGGCGUUGCUUCCCUUGGUUUGAAUCUUCAUAUUCAUACCCUCCGUGAACGAGACAACGUUGAUUCAACUCAGUUGCAGCAGCAGAAAGAGUUAGCCAUCCCGACUUUCGCUCACUUGUUUCCUUCAAGCUCAUUGCCUGGUUCCGUCCUAAGCAAGGAAUGGGAACCGUUUUUCAUGAGCUUCAUAGAAGGCCUCAAGAAUGCCGAUGGCAUUAUAGUAAAUUCAUUUGAAGAGCUAGAAUCACACGCGGUUCACUCCUUUUUCAAUCAUCCUGAAUUAACAAGUUUACCAAUUAUAUAUCCGGUAGGACCUAUAUUAAGUCCUGAGCCCAAAACCAAGGACGUUGUUGGUUCUGAUAUCAUCAACUGGCUUGAUGAUCAACCUCUUUCUUCUGUUGUUUUCCUCUGCUUUGGGAGCAGGGGUUGUUUCGAUGAGGACCAGGUUAAGGAGAUCGCACAUGCUAUUGAGAAUAGUGGGGCCCACUUCGUAUGGUCUCUCCGUAAACCAGCACCAAAGGGCGCCAUGGCUGCACCUUCUGAUUACACUCUUUCUGAUCUGUGUUCGGUUUUACCAGAAGGAUUCUUAGAUCGAACGGAAGAGAUUGGAAGGGUGAUUGGUUGGGCCCCACAAGCCCAAAUACUAGCACAUCCAGCCAUAGGAGGAUUUGUUUCACAUUGUGGCUGGAAUUCCACACUCGAGAGCAUAUAUUUUGGUGUGCCCAUUGCAACAUGGCCGCUCUUUGCUGAGCAACAGGUUAAUGCUUUUGAAUUGGUGUGUGAGUUGAAGAUUUCCGUGGAGAUUGCGUUAGAUUAUAGGGUGGAGUUUAACAGUGGUCCUAACUAUCUUUUGACUGCUGACAAGAUUGAGAAAGGAAUAAGGAGUGUGUUGGAUAAGGAUGGAGAGUUCAGGAAAAAAAUGAAAGAGAUGAGUGAAAAGAGUAAGAAGACUCUGUUAGAAGGAGGAUCUUCCUCCAUUUAUUUAAGUCGUUUAAUUGAUUAUAUUAUGAACCAGGUAUGAAAUUAAACUAUCCUAGUACCUACUUACAAAAAUGUAAGAGGUGCACAUGUUAUUUUUGUGUCCAGUGUACUCAUCCUUAUAUAUUGUAAUAACUUCUACUCAAUGAAUGAAGCUUGUGCACAAAUUGUAACAAAAAAACUUAAAAUAACUAGUUUGUUAUAAACAUCUAACUUAAAAGAUUGCAGGAGGUAUUUGGCCUUUAAUUUUUUUAUGUAAACACAAUUUGGUUAAGAAUAAAAAUGUAUCAGUAACAUACAGGAAGAAUCAAUUCUAUCAACCCUGCUUUUUUUAAUGA
This is a messenger RNA of Medicago truncatula (barrel medic), 1910 nucleotides long. RefSeq names its product anthocyanidin 3-O-glucosyltransferase 2. The transcript has a single exon. Gene Ontology annotation, molecular function: UDP-glucosyltransferase activity. The coding region runs from base 179 to 1615 and encodes 478 amino acids. Lineage: Eukaryota; Viridiplantae; Streptophyta; Magnoliopsida; Fabales; Fabaceae. The record is from RefSeq and is a predicted model, not a curated record.